Racocetra persica is the source of this 126-nucleotide messenger RNA. The record is from the annotation of a GenBank genome assembly. NCBI's taxonomy places the organism in Eukaryota, Fungi, Glomeromycota, Glomeromycetes, Diversisporales, Gigasporaceae.
GCUAAUCUCCAUGACUUUUCCUGUCCUUGUCGAAUUUUAAGAAGAGAAGAAAUCCAAGCUGUCUUAUUUAGCAUGCAUGAUGACCCACUUGCCGAACAUUUUGGAUUUGAAGCAACUUACCAAUGA